CGCGUACAUACACUUCGCGAAGCACUGGCGCGAACGGCCUUGUCCGCUAGCUCGGCGUUAGCCCACUGCCCACUGCUCGUGUCUCGCUACAAGUACCCAGCCGGUCACUACCGCCCUUCUCACCACUACUCUUCGCACUCACAACCCUUCCACCAAGACAAGAGCGCAACCAUGGCCGUCAUUCGCACCCAGCUCACCGACAUGUUCAACAUCCCGCACCCCGUGCUGCUCGCGGGCAUGUUCGUUGCCUCUGGCCCGCGCCUCGCUGCGGCCGUGACGAACGCGGGCGGCCUGGGCGUCAUCGGCGGUCUCGCUCUCAACCCCAAGCAGCUGCGCACGCAGAUUGCCGAGCUCAAGUCGUUCCUGAACGACAAGUCGGCGCCGUUCGGCAUCGACCUCGCGCUCCCCAAGAUCGGCGGCGGCGCGCGCGCCACCAACCACGACUACACCCACGGGCACUUGAACGAGCUGAUCGACAUCAUCGUUGAGGAGAAGGCGGCGCUGUUCGUGUGCGCGAUUGGCGUGUGCCCGCCCGAGGUCGUCGAGAAGCUGCACAAGGGCGGCGUCAAGGUCGCGAACAUGAUUGGGCACCCGAAGCACGUCGGGCCCGUGGUCAAGGCCGGCGUGGACAUUGUGAUCGCGCAGGGCGGCGAGGGCGGCGGACACACCGGCGACAUCCCGUUCUCGGUGCUCAUCCCCGCGGUCGUCGACGCCUGCUCGUCCCUCAAGACCAAGAAGGGAAACAGCGUCUGCGUCCUCGCCGCCGGCGGCGUCAACGACGGCCGCUCCCUCGCCGCCGCACUCAUGUACGGCGCACAAGGCGUGUGGGUCGGCACGCGCUUCGUCGCGUCCGAGGAGGCCGCCGCGCCCAAAAUGCACAAGCAGCAGAUCAUCAGCGCCAAGGCUGGCGACACCACCCGCACCCUCAUCUACUCGGGCCGCCCGCUGCGCGUGCGCAACACGCCGUACGUUACCGAGUGGAACGAAACACGUGCCCAGGAAAUUGCCGACCUGACCUCGCGUGGCAUCAUCCCCCACGAUCACGAGCUGUCCAAGAAGCCCGAGCGGUCGAUCGAAGGAAAGCUGUGGCUUAUGGGAGAGGUCGCGGGGAGUAUCACUGAGGUGCUCCCGGCCAAGGUAAUCGUUGACCAGAUGGUCGACGGCGCCAAGCGCUGCAUUCAAGGUGGUGUGUCCACCCUCAACGGCGGCGCGGCUCGUCUUUGAGCGCUAGCGAGUCUAUAGAUGUAUCAGAAGUAUUGCGUGGUGCAGUAGUGCAGUAGCGCGAUGAUGGUUUGGGCUGAAAG
Molecule: messenger RNA, 1304 nt
Organism: Cutaneotrichosporon oleaginosum
Lineage: Eukaryota; Fungi; Basidiomycota; Tremellomycetes; Trichosporonales; Trichosporonaceae
Molecular function (GO): nitronate monooxygenase activity
Source: RefSeq, a predicted model, not a curated record